AUUUAUGUGAAAUGGUUUGAUACAGUAAUGUUUUACUAUGUUAUUUUAGUGAAUUUAGUGAAUGUCACUUUUUGUCAUUUUCAAAUUUCCCGCCAGUUCCGUCCCCCCGACGUCGCAGGGGAUGGAACCCAGAAGACAGAUGCCGGCAUCCGCCGGAGAACAUUGCCGAGGACACUGCAGGAGAGACAUCGCGGGAGCGCAGGACAAGGUAAGAGAAGAACAGAUCCUGGAGCAGCGCCACAUGGUAAGCCCGAGUGUAGCUCGGGGUUACUGCUUUUGCUACACUCGGGAAUACCGCCAGGGAGGCUA
Staurois parvus is the source of this 309-nucleotide messenger RNA. The record is from the annotation of a GenBank genome assembly. NCBI's taxonomy places the organism in Eukaryota, Metazoa, Chordata, Amphibia, Anura, Ranidae.